AGGAAAAAACAGAGCAGUGCAGAGAGCCGAAGAGAGCAGAGCUGCUGCUGCAGCAGAUUUUAUUUUAUUUUAGAGUAGAUCAUACCUUAUUAUUAUUUUCACCGUCCACCCUAUAAACCCAUACGAGUUAGGACUCUUCUUGAUCGCUCCUCAAAGCUCUUGGAAAAUUUCAAGGGAUUUUGAGAAGCUAGGGUUGCCAUGGAAAUCUUCAAUCACUUCGACAACGGUGAGAACCAACUUCCUCCGGGCUUCCGAUUCCACCCAACUGACGAAGAGCUUAUAACAUACUAUCUCAUGAAGAAGGUCAUUGAUAGCAGUUUCACAGGCCGAGCCAUUGCCGAAGUGGACCUCAACAAGUGCGAGCCAUGGCAGCUUCCCGAAAAGGCGAAGAUGGGCGAAAAGGAAUGGUAUUUCUUCAGCCUCCGGGAUCGGAAGUACCCAACUGGGCUUCGAACAAACAGAGCGACGGAAGCCGGGUACUGGAAGGCUACUGGAAAAGAUAGAGAGAUUUACAGUUCUAGAACUGGAUCUCUGGUGGGGAUGAAGAAGACUCUGGUUUUUUACAAAGGGAGAGCUCCUAAGGGAGAAAAGAGCAACUGGGUCAUGCAUGAAUACCGUCUUGAAGGGAAAUUCUCUUAUCAUUACCUCACCAGAAGCUCUAAGGAUGAGUGGGUCGUUUCCAGGGUCUUUCAGAAGAGCGGAGUUAGUGGAGGGAAGAAGGCCCGUAUCGGAGGCGGUGCUGGCUUCACCGACGUUGGGUCUCCGUCGUCCUCAUCGAUUCCACUGCUACCCGAAUCAUCACCGUACACAGCAGCGGCUGCGGCAGACCGGGAGAGCUGCUCCUACGAGAGCGAGAGCACAAGGGAGCACGUGUCCUGCUUCUCCACCGUUGCCACAGCCUCGAACUUCAACCCUCAGCCUAUGGUGCCUGCGUCAUUCCCAACAGACCCCACAGGGCAGUUUGGGAGGAACGGCGGAGGGGUUCCGACGUUCCCAAGUCUGCGGUCGUUGCACGAGAAUCUUCAGCUGCCGUUCUUUUACUCAGCUGUGGCACCCAUGCCGACACUGGCGUCGGCAUCGAGUUCCGUGAGUCCCAGUGAGAUGGGUGGGUGUGGUUUGGCUGGAAACUGGACUGGCGCUGAUCAGAAGGUGGAGAAGAACAGGCAGCAGCUGCAGAUGGGAGGUACCGAGCUGGAUUGCAUGUGGACGUACUGAUCUCUCUCUCUCUCACACACAUUUCUGUUUUAGUUUCUGGUAUGGGAUUUAUGACUUCUAUUAUGAUAUAUAGCAUGUGACAUGAUGGAAAUGAACCUUUAGGUUUCAACUUUGAAAUCAUAUUUCCAGUUUAUGAUUUGCAUUUCUGUUA
This is a messenger RNA of Magnolia sinica, 1366 nucleotides long. RefSeq names its product protein CUP-SHAPED COTYLEDON 2-like. Lineage: Eukaryota; Viridiplantae; Streptophyta; Magnoliopsida; Magnoliales; Magnoliaceae. The record is from RefSeq and is a predicted model, not a curated record. The transcript is spliced from 4 exons. Gene Ontology annotation, biological process: regulation of DNA-templated transcription. Gene Ontology annotation, molecular function: DNA binding. Bases 199 to 1215 code for a protein of 338 amino acids.